This is a messenger RNA of Bacillus rossius redtenbacheri, 1568 nucleotides long. Its product is annotated as lysosomal acid glucosylceramidase-like. NCBI's taxonomy places the organism in Eukaryota, Metazoa, Arthropoda, Insecta, Phasmatodea, Bacillidae. Gene Ontology annotation, biological process: glucosylceramide catabolic process. The transcript has 9 exons. Bases 1 to 1512 code for a protein of 503 amino acids. The record is from RefSeq and is a predicted model, not a curated record. Gene Ontology annotation, molecular function: glucosylceramidase activity.
AUGUGUGUGAUACCUUGUUCUGUUAUAGGAGUGUCGGUGUUGGCCAAGGACUGUGCUGUAAGGAACUACGGCGCCAGCAGCAUAGUGUGUGUCUGCAAUUCCACGUACUGCGACAAGAUAGAGCCCAUAAGUAAGGACUCCAUCUCUGGAGGACACUACACGCACUUCGUCUCCAGCAAGGCUGGCCUCAGGCUCAAACAAACUACAAACAAGUUCGUCCAAUCAGACUCUGCAUUGUCUCGCGAGGACACUCUGAAGCUGACGGUGCAGAGACACGUCCAGUACCAGGAGAUGCUGGGCUUCGGCGGAGCCAUCACCGACUCCACGGCCAUCAACAUCAAGAGCUUGAGCGACAAGGCUGAGGACAACCUCAUGCAGAGUUAUUUUGGCAAAGGUGGAUCGCAGUACACAAUUUUGAGAAAUCCUAUUGGAGCAUCUGACUUCUCAUCGAAAUACUACACCUUUGAUGACGUGACUAAUGACACAGAACUCAAUAACUUUGCUUUGGGGGAAGAAGAUUUGAAAUACAAGCGUGCACGACAGCUGAACAAACUUGGAGAAAGACUCUUUGCAUCUGCCUGGUCGGCGCCAUACUGGAUGAAGAAAAAUGGUACAACUAAAGGCAUUAGUUAUCUGUUGCCAGAGAACUACCAGAUAUGGGCCAACUAUUAUGUUAAGUACUUCGACGCAUACGCCAAGGAGAAUGUGACUUACUGGGGAGUGACUGCCCAGAAUGAACCGACCCAAGGUAAUAUCUAUCCCUCUGGAAUCAUCUCCAUGGGCUGGACCGCGGAGCAGCAGAGGGACUGGAUAGCGCAGCAUCUGGGUCCAACCCUGCACAAGGGAGGCUACGACUACCUCAAGCUGAUGAUACUGGACGACAACAGACUAGUCCUCCCGAAGUGGGCCGAGACGGUUUUAGGCAAGAAGACAGCUCGAGAUUACGUGUCUGGAGUCGCUGUCCAUUUCUACGCAGAUGCCUACUUUAGUCCAUCUAUCCUCAACCAAACCCACAACGAGUUCCCGGAUAAAUUCAUUCUGUACACUGAAGCAUGUGACCUUCAUAAAAUAGUUACUAGUGAUCUUGGCAACUGGGAAAAAGGAGAAAAUUAUGGCAAGAGCAUUUUAGAGGUGAUGAAAAAUUGGGGCGUGGGCUGGACGGACUGGAGCAUGGCUCUGGACCUGGAAGGUGGGCCAACGUGGACAGGUCGCCCAGUAGAUAGCCCGAUCAUCGUCAACUCCACGGCUGACGAGUUCUACAAGCAGCCCAUGUUCUACUUCCUGGCGCACUUCUCGUCCUUCGUGCCGCCCGGCUCAGUGCGCAUCGGACUCUCCUCCGAGCAGUCUUCUGACGUCAUGUCCACGGCCUUCGUCACCCCGUACCAGGAGACCGUCAUCGUGCUCAUGAACAGCAAUGACACAGCCAGGUCGGUGGUGCUCUCAGACAACAGCAGAGGAAACAUUGCUGUUGAUGUUCAAGCCAGAAGCAUCCACACCAUCCUCUACAAGUAGAGACGACAUUGAUGUACAAUAGUACUAAGAAUUGAAUAAAUUUUAUAACAUCCAAA